Cydia splendana is the source of this 615-nucleotide messenger RNA. Its product is annotated as cytochrome P450 4C1-like. The record is from RefSeq and is a predicted model, not a curated record. Gene Ontology annotation, molecular function: iron ion binding; oxidoreductase activity, acting on paired donors, with incorporation or reduction of molecular oxygen; monooxygenase activity. The transcript is spliced from 4 exons. The coding region runs from base 41 to 577 and encodes 178 amino acids. NCBI's taxonomy places the organism in Eukaryota, Metazoa, Arthropoda, Insecta, Lepidoptera, Tortricidae.
UCAAGAGGCGACUGCUAAGAUAACAUCAUACGCUUUGCUAAUGAUGGCAUUUCAUCCCGAAUGCCAGGAAAAAGUCUACGCCGAAAUAAAGGAGGUUUUCGAAGAUAAUGUCCGAGAUGUCACCGAGAACGACCUGAAAUUGAUGCCGUAUCUAGACAUGGUGUUCAAGGAAGUCAUUCGGCUCUUCCCUAUCGGAGUGAUGCUCCAAAGAACCAUAGCUGAAGACAUUGAAAUAAGCAAAGCGACACUGCCCGCUGGGAGCUCGCUCGUGGUGCCAAUAUACCACCUGCAUCGUGAUAAGCGGCAUUGGACUAACCCGAACGCCUUCGAACCGGAAAGAUUUAGACCUGAAAACUCCAGGCUACGCCAUCCGAAUUGCUAUAUGCCUUUCAGCCUUGGACCAAUGGAUUGCAUAGGGAGGUACUUCGCUAUCAAACUUGUGAAGACUAUAUGCAUCAAGGUACUUCAAAAAUUCCGGCUGACUUCUCCAGAGUCGUACGAGGACAUGCGGCUCGUGAUGGCAAUAUCGGUUGUCUCCGUCAAUGGCUACCCUGUUCAAGUGCAUCCGAGGAAUUAAAUAUGUGUUCGCGUUAACUGUAAUACAGAAGAAGAUGG